Folsomia candida is the source of this 2633-nucleotide messenger RNA. RefSeq lists its product as uncharacterized. The record is from RefSeq and is a predicted model, not a curated record. The transcript is spliced from 8 exons. NCBI's taxonomy places the organism in Eukaryota, Metazoa, Arthropoda, Collembola, Entomobryomorpha, Isotomidae. The coding region runs from base 156 to 2240 and encodes 694 amino acids.
AAUUUGUCUGGUACAUACAACAACGAAGUACAAGAAUAGACAAGACUAUCGCACCAAGUACUUGUUGCACUAUUGUCUUAUUUAUAGGUCGGAUUAAGACUUAAUUGUGUCGAGGGAUAUUCCCCACUGUGAAAAAGGUUGGGUUGAGAGGGGCGAUGAUUGAUACAAAGUUUGGUAAGAAGGGUGAGGAGGAUGAGGUGGAAGAAGAAGACAUGAUGAUGACCAUAUUGGAAGGGGACGAGGCGGCAGUGCAACAGUCAUGGGACAACCGCAUUUCGAGUGAGGAAGCCAUCCGAUGUAGUCUCAGCAUUCCACACGAGUUUACGGUGGAUGAUGACGAAUUUUUGAAGAAUAUCGCCAAAGUGUAUGACCAAGAACAAGAACAGUUUGAUAAGGACAUUAAACAUAAGAAGGCCAAGAUGAAGUCAUCAUCAUUAUCAACUAACCAAAUGGAGUCGUCGACCACUGUCACGCAAGAAAGUGGUGAUGGCGUUAUUAGUGAAAGUUGUGCUAAAGAAAUUGUUGUUAAACAAAGUGGUAUAGUUCAAAAUAAUAAGGAAAGUCGUCCUACUCCGAAAACUAAACUUUGCUCGGUAUUCGCCAAAUACAAGAAAUGGGAUGAGGCGGAGAGAUGCAAGGUGGAACUAUUGGAGAAUAACAAGGUCAGGAUUGAUGACAAUUUCAUCGUGGAGGUUGACCAUUCAAACUACAUCAAGGAAGAGGAUGUCACCUUGGACCUUGAUGAAGAUUACAGAACUUGUUCCAUGCCAGAACUACCCACUCGUCCGUUGGACUCUUUCUGCGAGGCGUCUACUUGCCGACUUGGUUGUAUUUGUGCCAGCGUCAAGAGUGCGACCGCGGUUCGGAAACAUUGUGGGAUUCCAAGUUGCUUUUUCAAAUGUACCUGCCACAAAGAUCGAGUGAUGAGGGAUGGAAUCAUAUCAAGGUUACGACCGCGAGCGAGCCUUCUUAAUUGGCGUUAUGCAGGAGAAGAGAUGGACAAGGAUAAAGAUAAGGAGCAGAGAUCUCGUCCGAUCAACUAUCGCCAGUUGGAACGAGGCUUCGGAAUUUACCCACGACCAAGACGUGUAGCUGUUGCCGCCCCGCAAAGAUUUAGAAAAAAUCAAAAAUUCGUUGUGCCAAAAAAUGUUCAAAAUCUCAGAGAAUUGCGAAGCAGGUCGAUUUCGGCUAGUAAGCUGAACCAGAAGGAGUCAACAAUUGGGGGCGCCCGUCGGGAUCCAAGUUUCAUCUACUGUCGCCGCCCUAAUUAUCGUGUCAAAAGCUUGCCCAAAGAGACUGAAACGACUGAUGAUAAGUCCAUUCCUACUAAAAAUAAUAAUAAACUCCGUCCUAAACCAAAAAUAGUGGUAGACGAGUCACUAAAAACUAUUGAGACUGAACCCGAAGAAUCUAAAAAAUCUGAGGAACAAACACCACUAUUAAUUCCCAAAGUUGUUCAAACUAUCCAACGUGACGCCAUGGUUUUCUUGAUGGGUUCGCAAAGCUUGUGUUUUCUAACGUUCAGUCUAGAAUUCAAACAUCCUCGUGCCAUCAUAUACAAAGAAACAAACGGAGAUCAAGUCGAAAUUCCUUGGUUGUAUCUUCCAUUUCCAUCGCAUGGAGAAUCUUGGGUAUUUCAUCAAAUUCAGAGCGACUCAUGCUACUCCGAGUUUACCUGCAUCCCGGAAAUAAACUGUCUCAUCCCUUCGAAAGCGCUCAGAAUGCACAUGAAUUCAUCUAACAUCAGAAAAAAGACAGUUGCGCUGAAAAUAAUGUGGAUUGGGGAGGACGCUAAGCACAGACAAGGAAAUAUCUACAUUCUACCGAAUUUGCCAAACGUUAUUGUUUGUGGCCCAUUUCCGAGGCAUUUGAUGACAAGUAGAUUCAACCCUGAUUUCAACCCAAUCCGAAAAAUUGAGAACAUGUGUCUCUUUGCCGACAAUCUGAUAAGCAAAAGGUCAAUUGGCGAUGGAAAAACAUGGGAGCGAUUCUUUACUCAGAAAAAAGAACAAAUUAGUGCAGAAUUGCAAGCAAGGGUUCGGAAUGACACUUCAAAUAUUCUUCGGGAUAAACCAAUCCCCGCGAAUGUAAUAAUGGAAGGGAUGAGUGAUUGUUCAUCCGAUUCGAGUUCAACAUCUUUAGUUGAAGAGAAAGUGGAGGCGAAUCGAAUUUUCAAAUCAAAUUCGAAACUUAGUGUAUCGUGGAAUGAUGCUGUAAAGUUGUUAUCGGUAUUUCCAUAGAAGAAUCAGAGACUGAUUUUUUUACGUGUGGUAUAAAAAGUUUACAAAGUCUAUUAGUUUGUCAAGAUCAUAGUACUCAACGUAUUAUUCAACUUGAACAUUUCAUGGUUGAAUGAAUGUAUAUUUAAAAAAGGUGUCUCUUUUGCUACAUUUUUCUUGUAUUGUUAGAUAUUUAGUAUUUAAACUUGUAACGUCAUAUUAAUAUUAGUAAAUGUUGUCUUUAUUAGACUCAAAUGUUUGUGAACCAUAUUUUUUACACAGGUGCUUUUAGUACCAUAAAAAUAUUAUGACUUUUUUAAAACAUAAUUAAGACUUGAAAUAAAUCUCAAGAUUUACUUUAAUGUGUUAAUUCUUGUGUCAAAAAAAUAAGGAAUAAAUUUAAUUGAAAUAAAC